Aethalodelphis obliquidens (Pacific white-sided dolphin) is the source of this 814-nucleotide messenger RNA. RefSeq names its product GTPase IMAP family member 5-like. The record is from RefSeq and is a predicted model, not a curated record. Gene Ontology annotation, molecular function: GTP binding. Lineage: Eukaryota; Metazoa; Chordata; Mammalia; Artiodactyla; Delphinidae. The annotation marks the transcript as partial. The transcript has 3 exons.
AUUUACCAGAGGCCAGGACAGCGUGUGGGAGAAUGUGAAGAGAAUGGAAGGGCUUCAGAGGAGCAGAUACGGGACUAUGGCUGAAGGCGGGAUAGAACAUAAGCUGUUUGCAACCUCGUCCUCAUUGCGGAUCAUCCUGGUGGGCAAAACAGGCAGCGGGAAGAGCGCCACCGGGAACAGCAUCCUCUGCCAGCCAGCGUUUGAGUCCAGGCUGGCGGCCCAGUCGGUGACCAGGAAGUGUCAGGGCGCAACGGGCACGUGGGAUGGGAGGAGCGUCCUGGUGGUGGACACGCCCCCCAUGUUUGAGGCGAGGGCCCAGGACCAAGAGGCGUACGAGAACAUCGGGGACUGCUACCUGCUCUCGGCCCCGGGGCCUCACGUGCUGCUGCUGGUGACCCAGCUGGGGCGCUUCACAGAGCAGGACGUGGUGGCCGUGACCAGGGUGAAGGAGGUCUUUGGGGCGAGAGCCCUGAGACACACGGUCAUCCUCUUCACCCACAAGGAGGACUUGGGGGACGGAUCCUUGCGUGACUACGUAGCAAACACAGACAACGUCAGGCUGAGGGGCCUGGUCCGGGAGUGCGGGCACAGGUACUGCGCCUUCAGCAACCGGGCCUCCGGGGACGAGCAGAGGAAGCAGCUGGCCGAGCUGAUGGCCGUGGUCGAGGGGCUGGAGAGGGAGCUCCAGGGCGCCUACCUCAGCAACGACCUCUUCUUUGAUGCACAGCGGCUCCAGCAGGGCGGGGGCGACCCCCAUGGAGAAGGUCACGUGCGCUACCUGGCCAAGGUGCGGUCGCAUAUUGCAAGGCAAAAG